AUGUCCAUCGCGGGCUUCCGUGUCUGGGAGAUCUGGAGCCUCGUCUCAGAAAAGAACGGCGAGGCAACUACCUUCGUUGACCAAUGUUGGGACCAGAAGCUGCGUGAAGUGGCUGCCGUCGAGUCUACCAGCUCUACGCGGUGGGUUAUCGAGGCAGAGAACGGAUUGGGGAAGAACCAGGACCCAGGAUGGGAGAAUGUCGUUGACCCCUGUGUUGAAACCGGAGUACAGGUCAUGAUGUCAAAGGUGAAGAAACCGUGUGAGGACCCUGACAAGUACUUGUUCCGGAACGACAUUCUUGGCCCAUCGGUGCACCAGGUGAUGGCCAUAGCAGUCCUCCAUGCGUUUGACGGCGUGUUGGUGAACGAGAAACUAUACAGAUGA
This is a messenger RNA of Penicillium riverlandense, 384 nucleotides long. RefSeq lists its product as uncharacterized. The transcript has 4 exons. Lineage: Eukaryota; Fungi; Ascomycota; Eurotiomycetes; Eurotiales; Aspergillaceae. The record is from RefSeq and is a predicted model, not a curated record. The coding region runs from base 1 to 384 and encodes 127 amino acids.